This is a messenger RNA of Lodderomyces orthopsilosis Co 90-125, 702 nucleotides long. RefSeq lists its product as uncharacterized. The record is from RefSeq and is a predicted model, not a curated record. Lineage: Eukaryota; Fungi; Ascomycota; Pichiomycetes; Serinales; Debaryomycetaceae. The transcript has a single exon. Bases 1 to 702 code for a protein of 233 amino acids. Gene Ontology annotation, cellular component: zeta DNA polymerase complex.
AUGAAGUUGAAGAAAACACUUGCUAGAGGGGUACCUAAAACCCCCUUAACUGUCAACAAUCUUCUACUAGUGUUUAAAGAGCUUCUAUCAGUUUGUAUAAACCAAAUACUUUACUACAACAAAGUAUACGAUCCACUAAUAUUUGACGAAUAUAAAGCAUUCGAUGUGAUUGUAUGGAAGAGUCGACAUCCACAUUUGGAGAAAUACAUUGACGAUUUAUUCUUGAAUGUCAUUAACAAUCUAAUCAUCAAUAAGAAACAAUCAAAUGGACUUGAUAAAAUCACAUGUUUAAUCUACAACACUAAGAAUGACACCGUAGUGAGGAGCUACUCAAUCAAAUUUCAUCAAUUCAUCCUAUCUUUAAACGAGACUAUCGCUGAAUUGAAAGUUACUGACGAUUAUGAUACUUCAUCAAUUUUGAACUUGCCGGGUGUAUCUUGGAUCGAAAUUUAUACGCAGUUCCAAACAAUCUUGUUUCAACUCAUACAACAGUUACGCAAAACCCCAAUUUCAGAUACACAAGGAGAAGAUUUGUUUUACAAGAUUACUGUGAGCUUGCAUGAAGAAAUCUAUGCUGGAUCCAACUGGGUAAGGCUUAAUGAGACUAAACAACGUGACCCUGUUGAAAAUGUGCAGGUAAUAAGCGAAGCAGACCUUGGUAUCUUAAGCUUUACACUUGAAAGCAUGUACGACGGCGCAUAA